AAUAAAAUAACCCUGUUGACAGUGUAAAGCAAUGUUUCUCUCUGGGGUCAAGGCCAGAGCAAUGGACGCCUUAUCCCACUCAUCCUUUUCCUCUGAUAAAGCCCCGACCAGUGCUGAAAAGUCUUUCUUCCCCAGGCUUUUGUUUUUAAAGAAGGGGACAGAGGAAAACUGGAAUUAAGAGGAUUUUCCAGUCGGUGCCUGGUGGCUCAUUCAGAAGGAUGCCUCAGUUCCUGCUUCUCACCUGCCUCCUCAUCACAAUUACACCUGCAGCACCAAUGGCCCUAGAUCCUUGUUCUGCUUACAUCAGUCUGAAUGAGCCCUGGAGGAACACUGACCACCAAUUGGAUGAAUCUCAAGGUCCACCUCUAUGUGACAACCAUGUGGAUGGGGAGUGGUACCGCUUCACGGGCAUGGCGGGGGAUGCCAUGCCCACCUUUUGCAUACCAGAAAACCACUGUGGAACCCACGCACCUGUCUGGCUCAAUGGCAGCCACCCUCUAGAAGAUGAUGGCAUCGUGCAACGCCAGGCCUGUGCGAGCUUCAAUAGGAACUGCUGCCUCUGGAACACCACGGUGGAGGUCAAGGCUUGCCCUGGAGGCUACUACGUGUAUCGUCUGACCAAGCCCAGUGUCUGCUUUCAUGUCUACUGUGGCCAUUUUUAUGACAUCUGUGAUGAGGACUGCCACGGCAGCUGCUCGGAUACCAGCGAGUGCAGGUGCGCUCCAGGGACCGUGCUGGGCCCCGACAGGCAGACAUGCUUUGAUGAAAAUGAAUGUGAACAAAACAAUGGUGGCUGUAGUGAGAUCUGUGUAAACCUCAAAAAUUCAUAUCGCUGUGAGUGUGGGGCUGGCCGUGUGCUAAGAAGUGAUGGCAAGACUUGCGAAGACAUUGAAGGAUGCCACAACAGCAAUGGCGGCUGCAGCCAUUCUUGCCUUGUGACUGAGCAGGGCUAUCAGUGUGAAUGUCCGCGGGGCUUGGUGCUGUCUGAGGACAACCACACUUGCCAAGUCCCCGUGUUGUGCAAGACCAACACCAUCGAAGUGAGCGUCCCCAGGGACCUGGUGGGCGGGCUGGAGCUCUUCCUGACCAACACCUCCUGCCGAGGAGUGUCCAAUGGCACCCACGUCAACAUCCUCUUUUCCCUCAAGACGUGUGGCACCGUGGUCAAUGUGGUAAAUGACAAGAUUGUGGCCAGCAACCUUGUGACAGGUCUACCCAAGCAGACCCCAGGGAGCAGCGGGGACAUCAUCAUCCGAACCAGCAAACUGCUGAUCCCUGUGACCUGCGAGUUCCCGCGCCUGUACACCAUUUCCGAAGGAUACGUUCCCAACCUUCGAAACGCCCCGCUGGAAAUCAUGGGCCGCAGUCACGGCAUCUUCCCGUUCACUCUGGAGAUCUUCAAGGACCACGAUUUUGAAGAGCCUUACCGGGAAGCGUUGCCCACCCUCAAGCUUCGAGACUCCCUCUACUUUGGCAUUGAGCCCUUGGUGCACGUGAACGGCUUGGAAAGCUUGGUGGAGAGCUGUUUUGCCACCCCCACUUCCAAGAUCGACGAGAUCCUGAAGUAUUACCUUAUCCGGGAUGGCUGUGUUUCAGAUGACUCCGUGAAGCAGUACACAUCACGGGAUCACCUAGCAAAGCACUUCCAGGUCCCUGUCUUCAAGUUUGUGGGCAAAGACCACAGGGAAGUGUUCCUGCACUGCCGGGUCCUGGUCUGUGGCAGGCUGGAGGAGCGCUCCCGCUGUGCCCAGGGCUGCCACAGGAGAAUGCGGCGAGAGGCAGGAGGGGAGGACGCAGCUGGUCUGCAGAGCCAGAUGCUGACGGGCGGCCCAAUCAGCAUCGACUGGGAGGACUAGGACGGAACGCCCAGGCCUGGCUUCCGGCUGCCCGCCUGUUUGGAACUUCUCCCCAUGACCUCUGAGGACAUCAGUCAACACGCUAGAUCACUGCCCUUCUUUAAACAUCACGCUGUGGGUUAGACAGACUCGCAGGACUGACGCCCUCUGAUCUGGCCCAAAGGUCGGGAGAGGUCAGCUCACUGCGGGCCGACCUGACCCUGUUAGGGCUUCAUCCUCCCAAGGUCAAAAGCUAUGCUGUCCACACAGAAGGCAGCUCACCCUUUUCCCCCAUUUCUUUUCUACAAUAAAUCACCUUUUAUAGGAUGCAGUAAAAUCAGAAGUUGGGUAUGAUAUUUCAAAUUUAAGAACUUUAAAAAAUUAAAUAGUUGCUUGAAACUAUGACUUAAAUACCCAAUGAUUCCUUAGAUAUGUAAAUAAUUUUAUACCCUGAAAUUUCAAGUCAAAUACAGAAUAGUUACCGGGGAUUCAGAAGUUUAUCAAUAUAAGUGUGUACUAAAAAAUACUAUUUGGUUUUUCUCUUGCACAAUAUUUUCUUUUGACAUUU
Molecule: messenger RNA, 2403 nt
Organism: Myotis brandtii (Brandt's bat)
Lineage: Eukaryota; Metazoa; Chordata; Mammalia; Chiroptera; Vespertilionidae
Gene: OIT3
Product: oncoprotein induced transcript 3
Exons: 9
Coding region: 219-1856 (545 amino acids)
Molecular function (GO): calcium ion binding
Source: RefSeq, a predicted model, not a curated record